GUAUUUUAUACGAGUCAGUAAUCGCAUAAAAUAAUUGUAUUCUAAAGUUUGCUGGAUCAGCUGCAUGCUCGUGUCUCGCGACUUAAAGGGCUAGUUCACCAGAAAUGAUCAUUCUGUCAAUAUUCACCAAAGUCCUUAUAAAUUGUCUCUGAUAUUGACUCACCAUUGAUUCAAACCUAAACGCUGAACUUCCGUGAACACACACAUAGAGGUGCACAGUGACAAUCUCAGUCACCAUUCACUCUCAUUGUAUAGAGUAGACGGAAGUCAUGAAGGUUUUAAACAAAGUGAGCCUUUAUCACUAAGUUGAACCCUAUGCUGAUAAUAUUUUCCUAAUGUCAACACAAGUAGCAAGUUGGACUUCGAGCCGGCGUGCUUUAUAGUGUAAUUUCCUUUAUUUCUUAUGACAUGAUGUCACUUAUUGUGCAUUACACACACUAUCAUUCUUCAUUCUCCCUCUGAGCUGUGUGUGUGUAUGUGUGUUGUCAUGAAUGUAACCUCAGAUUUUUUGAGCUGCAAUGUGUGUGGUGUUUCUUAUAAAAAUGGUUUUGCAGUAGGCCAGGAUUGUUCCUCUGGACUGAAUCUUUGGUGUGCGUAUGUCAAUGUGACUAGAGGAAACUCUUCCGACAGCACUAUGGGUCAAGACAGAGGAAAGUACGAUUUCUAUAUAGGCCUCGCUUUGGCUGUAAGUUCCAGUAUAUUUAUUGGCGGUAGUUUCAUCUUAAAGAAGAAAGGACUCCUUCGACUGGCCAGGAAGGGCUCGAUGCGUGCAGGCCAAGGAGGUCACGCAUACUUAAAAGAAUGUCUUUGGUGGGCUGGCUUGUUAUCAAUGGGGGCCGGCGAAGCUGCCAAUUUCGCUGCAUACGCCUUCGCUCCCGCCACCCUCGUCACUCCUCUCGGUGCUCUCAGCGUGCUAGUCAGUGCCGUUCUGUCCUCGUACUUCCUGACAGAGAGGCUGAACCUGCACGGGAAGCUUGGCUGUCUGCUCAGUAUCCUGGGCUCCACUACCAUGGUGAUACACGCACCUCAAGAGGAGGAGAUCGACAGCCUGGAAGACAUGGCCAAAAAACUGGUUGAUCCAGGCUUCAUGGUCUUCGCUACAGCUGUCAUCAUCAUAGCACUCAUCUUCAUCUUCGUACUGGGCCCACGCCACGGGCAAACCAACAUCCUGGUCUACAUCACCAUCUGCUCUGUGAUUGGUGCUCUGUCUGUCUCCUGCGUGAAGGGGUUGGGCAUCACCAUUAAGGAGGCCAUCGCUGGGAAGCCAGUGUUUCGAAACCCUUUGGCCUGGCUGCUGCUGCUUAGCCUGAUAGCUUGUGUUAGCACACAGAUCAACUACCUGAAUAAAGCACUGGACAUCUUUAACACGUCCCUGGUGACACCCAUCUAUUACGUCUUCUUCACCACCUCAGUGCUCUCCUGCUCUGCCAUAUUGUUCAAAGAAUGGGAACACAUGGGCACCGAUGACAUCAUCGGCACACUGAGUGGCUUCUUCACGAUUAUCGUGGGCAUCUUCCUGCUGCACGCCUUUAAGGACGUUAGCAUUAGCUUGGCGACAUUGGCCGUGUCCAUCAGGAAGGACGAGAGAAACGGCCCUUUAUCAAAUGGCAUGGCAGCUCACAACCACUCCAGUUACGAGCUGCUACAUACCGACGUCAUGGAGGACUUUGACGACAGAGAGUCAGGGUUGCCUUUCGACAGCGUCUCCAGAAGAAACGGCACUAUGACAGUCUCAUAGGUUCAAAGAGGAGCCGGUAUGCAGCAGUUUGUCUAUGGAAAUGUUUUGGCUGCUCAAUGGACAUUUAGCAUUUUUCUUUCCUUUUCAGAUAUGACAUAAAACCUAAGACAAUCAACUCUCAACGCAAAAACAUAAAAGAUGGACCAAUCGAUUGUACUAAGGGUUUUGUUUGAUUUUUUGUUUUGUUUUGUUCGUUUCAAACUAGACUACAUGGUAAGCUUCAUCUCAUUCCUCAUGUAGCACUGUAAAUAUACAACUGUACGUUUUUAAGAGACUUUUGUUAUAUUUUAUGUGAAGAUACCUGUAUUUACAUGCACUGAGUUUCUUUCUACAAAACCAGUAGUUGCUUUGACUUUGUAAUAAAGACAUCCAAGUGGAAAGAUGAGAAGACCUUCUCAGUUCA
Molecule: messenger RNA, 2141 nt
Organism: Cyprinus carpio (common carp)
Lineage: Eukaryota; Metazoa; Chordata; Actinopteri; Cypriniformes; Cyprinidae
Product: magnesium transporter NIPA2-like
Biological process (GO): magnesium ion transport
Cellular component (GO): membrane
Molecular function (GO): magnesium ion transmembrane transporter activity
Source: RefSeq, a predicted model, not a curated record